Molecule: messenger RNA, 3156 nt
Organism: Drosophila bipectinata
Lineage: Eukaryota; Metazoa; Arthropoda; Insecta; Diptera; Drosophilidae
Product: proto-oncogene tyrosine-protein kinase receptor Ret
Biological process (GO): positive regulation of kinase activity; cell surface receptor protein tyrosine kinase signaling pathway; protein phosphorylation
Cellular component (GO): signaling receptor complex; plasma membrane
Molecular function (GO): ATP binding; transmembrane receptor protein tyrosine kinase activity
Source: RefSeq, a predicted model, not a curated record
GUACAAACGCUUGUUGCUCAAACUUGUCCUGGGUCACCACGUCGGAUACGUAAUUUCAAGCGGGCUAUCAUUAAAAUUAUUUAAUCGUCGGCCCUCGAUAAUGUUAAAUUAUUUUUAUCAACAGAAGCUGCAAGCUUGUCUUGUGUGAAUACAAUAAAUUCGAAAAAUACUGCCCAGGCGAUUAAUUUGAAAAAUAAUCCUAGUUAUUUUCAAAACCGUGUUGCUGUGUUUGUGAAAAUAAAAUAUAUUUCAAUGAAGAUUUAAAGUGCUUUUCAGUUCGAUAGAUUUCAAAAAUAGAUCUAUAAUAAAUCAAAUAAAAAAUAAAUCAAAAAAUGGAAUUGAGAAGAGGCAUUCCAAAAGGCUAUGCACGGUGAAAAUAACACUUAGAAUUUAUCUGAAUGAAUGUGUAAACGGACAACGGAAAUUUAAUUAAAUUGCGAGCCGUUCGAAUAAGUAUUGUGGUGCGGAAACAGAUUCCGGCCCCGCAUUCAGCCGUUUUUGUGCGUUUAUUUUUUCCCAUCCAAUAUAAUAAGAGAUCGAAGUGCGAAUGUUUACAGUGGGAGGGGCGAGAAAACAAAUAGGCCAAAAGUGUUGAACGCAAACAAUAACUUGAAAUGAUUGCGGACAAAGUCAUCACCUGAAAACAGUUCAACAGUUUUGAGAGCAAUCCGACAGGCACUUGCGCCAACUGUGGAGGAAUCCACACAUGAAAUUUAAUCCCAUUCAUUAUGAGGAAAUCAAUUUACCAGAAUGCAGCCAUUCGAAGAUUUUGGCACUAGGAUAGUUGGAUUUUUGGCUGUAUUCCUGCUGUUUCAGUCGUGCAACUGCCUAGACUCUCAGCUCCAGGGAAACAGCAGCACCACCACAACCACCAGUCCCACAGUGGUUACUCUGGGCCAGACUGCCCACCCAGAGCUAGAGCUUCAAAUGCACCACUAUGUGACCAUGUUACCGAAUCCUCCCUUGGCCAGUAAUGUCAGUCUGAAAACCUACGAAACGUCUCACAAAAUUCGUUCAAAUCUCACACCCGAUGGCGAAAUCACUGACCUGAGUACAAACGUAACGCUUUACAUGGAAAAGAUUCCGCGACUGCUGGUUCGAUGGCAGGAUAAUUUGCCAGAAGGAACUUCAUACAAUGUCCUUGUGAGUGCAUUGAAUAACAGUCGCUGUCCGGAUGCGCCGUGCAGUGAGUACGGCAUCAAACAGAAGCCGUCGGACUCCGGAUACGUCUACCUGCCCAUGAACCCCAACCUGAACGUGGAGUCCGUCGAUUGCAACUACAUGUUCGGGUGUCAGUACAAGGUUACAGUGGAGACCUCUAAUGCACUGGUUCGGCGUUCUGCCAGGGUCUACAUUCCACAAUGUGUGGCUGGCAAGUGCUCCUGCCAACUGACACCGACUCCCCCGAAGGUCCUGGCCGUGGGCAAAAUGGUGGGCAAUGACACCAUCAGCAUCAAUCUCUCCAUCCAGGCUAGUGAUCCGUUCCGGAAGGAACAAGACACCCACCUGCACGAGACCCUCAGGACAUACAAAAUGCAAUUAAAAAUAAACGAAGAGACGAACCCCUCCCUGCCAUGGGGUGGAGUUUUAAAACAUCUCGUGACCAGGGAGUUCAACGUGAGCGAGUUGCACUUCCGACCCACUCCAAAGGGCUUCGAUGGCAGCAUCAAACUAGGACUGGGGACACAGCUCAAGGAAAAGGCCUCCAUCAGUCUCCAGGCCGUCAUUAUUGAUGCCCUAGGUUGCGAGGGGCCUCGCAGUGUUACCAAGGUUCCUGUGCCUGCUAAUCCUGUUUUAGUGACGGAGGGCGACAGCGUGAGCAACUCCAUAGUAAUAAUGAGUGGCAUGCUCAUCGCCAUAAUCCUGGCAGGCCUUAUAAUGUUUAUCCUGCGACAUAAAAGAGCAAAGACCAAGGCCAAGCUGAGGAAGCAAGAGGAGAUAUAUUUUCAAACGUUUGCCACCUCGGCCAUUGAGAUGGAGGAGAACCUCAACUACGUGGACAAAUACGUGGAGAAGUCCCAGGUCCUUGGUUUGGCAGACAUCUUCGAGGUGCCCCACUCAUCCAUUCACAUUGGACGUGUCCUGGGCGAAGGUGCCUUUGGACGCGUUCACGAGGCCACCGCCAUAAAUUUGCGCCGAAUGAGGGGCACCACCAUUGUGGCCGUGAAGCAGCUUAAGGCCAAUCCCACGGCAGAUGAGGUGGCCGAAUUCCUGGCCGAGAUUGAAAUGCUCAAAGGCGUAGGAACCCAUCACAAUGUGGUGUGCUUUCAGGGAUGUUGCACUAUAAAGCCGCCAUAUCUGAUGAUAAUGGAAUUUGUGGGACGAGGAAACUUGUUGAGCUAUUUGCGAACGGUGCGCCAGGAGGCUACUAAGCUGAAAAAUCGAAAUGCCAACUACACCAGUUGCCGGCCAAUCAGCACAUCGUCGCAAAAGACCCAGAGUGUAAACUACAUCGAAUUGAAGGCAGCCACACAGAGCAUGGAGCUGGAGAACUCUGACAACCACAGCCUAUUGAACGGACAUGGUCCAAGGCAGCCGCAUCCUUCGGUGGCUGAAACCACCUACACGAUUGUGGAGGAAGACGAGCCGUUCGAGUACAUCCUCGAUAACAAGGAGCUGCACAACUUCGCCCUGCAGAUUGCUAAUGGAAUGCGAUUCCUAGAAGAGCAGGAAAUCACACACAGAGACCUGGCGGCUAGGAACGUUUUAAUUGACAGCAAUAAGACUCUGAAAAUAUCAGAUUUUGGGCUUUCGAGGCAUGGAAUAUAUACAAACACGAAAACUCGAAAGCUACCCCUGCGCUGGCUCUCGAUUGAAGCGAUUCGCGACAAUGUUUACUCCAGCAAGAGCGAUGUCUGGGCAUACGGCGUGGUGCUUUGGGAGAUUGGCACCUUGGGCGCCUCCCCCUACCCGACGAUCAGCAACAGUGAGCUAAUACCCUUCCUGAUGGGAGGCAACCGGCUAGAGAGGCCGGAUAUCUGCACCCCUCAGGUGUACACCAUCAUGCUACAGUGCUGGCUGGAGGAGCCGGAAAAGCGACCCACCUUCGACGCCCUGUACAAGGUGCUGCGGCCAAAGACCACCUACGUGGAUAUCAACAGUCUGAGUGAUGAUUACGUAUUCCCGCCGAUUAGUGAGAAUAGAGAAUAGACUAAG